CAUUUGGACGAUGCAGCCGUGGAAGACGUCCGUCGAUAGGAAGCGAAUUUAUCGUAGAUUUUUCUCGGCCGAAAUGUUUAGAAAACCCUUGAUCUUCGUUCGUUCAUUCACGUGCUCCCGCUGUUUGAAAUAUAAGAGGGAUAGUUUCACGAGCGCGGUGGUCAUUCAGUUUUUAGUCACGGCUUAACCACCUCGUCGACAGCAUGUGUCGCUGGUUGCCUCUCGCCGAACCGAGCAGCUCGCUGAAACCCAGCGAUAUGUCGACUUGAAGCGAGUCGUUACUUCGAUCGGAAGUUUCAGUGGGAGAUUUCGAUCCGCUUUUCCGCAAUUUGCAAAACGGACCGAGGAAACUCAGUGAAAAGUGCACAGGAAGAUUCUGAGACCGCACUUCGAACUUGUUGUCAAUUCGAGGAACACUGCGAAAGAUGGCAUGCCCGUUAUCAGGUGGAAUCGCAGAGGACCGCGACCAGGAUAACGGCCAGCUAACCGAAGGUCCUGGCAUGCUUUAUGGCGAAUAUCUUCGACUGGACAAGAUCUUGACCGCGCAGAGACUACUGAGUGCAGAGUACAGCAAGGAAGUGCACGAUGAACAUCUUUUUAUCAUUACUCACCAAGCGUACGAACUCUGGUUCAAGCAGAUCAUCUACGAGCUGGACACGGUCAGGGCGCUCUUCAACUCGGAGCCGAGCGGCUACGAUUCCGCGUUGAAUGGUACCUCCAACAACCGUUCCAUACAGAAGAAUCGGCUCUCCCAGGUCCUGAACGAGUCGAGGACCCUGGAGAUCUUGAAGAGAUUAAACCGCAUCGUCCUCAUUCUGAAACUUCUAGUGGAGCAAGUGACCAUCCUAGAGACAAUGACACCGCUGGACUUCAUGGCGUUUCGUGACUACCUUUGCCCAGCUUCCGGUUUUCAGUCGCUUCAGUUCCGUUUGUUGGAAAACAAACUGGGCGUGAGGCAGGAACACCGAGUCAAGUACAAUCAGAGUUACACCAGAGUCUUCGGCAGAGAUCCGAAAGCAAUCGAAGCGAUCAAGCGUUCGGAAGAGGAGCCGAGUCUCAGCUGCCUGGUUCAAGGAUGGCUGGCGAGGACACCGGGCCUCGAAACCCACGACUUCGAUUUCUGGGGAAAGUACAAGAGAUCUGUGGAGAAGCUGCUCGCCGAACAGGAACAAUUUGCUCGAAAACAACCAUCGGAACAGCUAAAGAAUUACCAUCUAUCCAACGUGCGUUCCCGGCAAGCAGCCUUCGAGACGAUUUUCAACGAGUCCCUUCACAACGCCCUCGUGACACGAGGGGAACGGAAGUUCGUGUACGCGGCGCUUCAAGGAGCCGUGAUGAUCACUUUGUACCGCGACGAGCCGAGAUUCAGCCAGCCGCAUCAAAUCCUGACCUCGCUGAUGGACAUAGACUCCCUCAUCACGAAAUGGAGGUAUAAUCAUGUGCUGAUGGUGCAAAGAAUGAUCGGAUCGCAGCAACUCGGAACUGGCGGAUCCUCCGGGUACCAGUACCUGAAGUCCACCUUAAACGACAGGUACAAAGUGUUCCUGGAUCUGUUCAACCUGUCCACGUUCUUAAUACCUCGACACAUGAUCCCGCCGUUGACGAAGCAAAUGAAGACGAAACUGUCGAUCGCCUGCAACGGAUGGAACCCGGACGACAAUCAGAACAACUCCGACUGCACCCUCGAGGACACGUAAAUCGAUAAGCGCCCCUCGAUGGCGAUAAUACGCGCAACAUGUUCCACCGGGAAGCAUUUUCGAGGCACGUCGAACGAGAACACGCAGGAAGUAAGGCAGAGCGUCGAUAAAUAAAAUCUUUUAUUACAAACUAUCCCCUGGCGCGCGUUGAAAAGUUUGUAAAAAUCAUGGAGGCCGUGCGGCUGAUCGCACGGAACAAUACUAACAUAACAACUGCGUAACUAUUAUCAUGAACGUAGCUUAAUGUUAUUAACAUUAUUGUCAUUUCCGCAGACACUUUAGUUAAGGAUACACUGAUGGGCUCUAUGUACAUUUAAGGAUUAAUAUAAAUACUUUGAAAACGUUACGUUGUCUUAAUUCCGAG
Nomia melanderi (Alkali bee) is the source of this 2061-nucleotide messenger RNA. RefSeq names its product Tryptophan 2,3-dioxygenase vermilion (gene vermilion). Gene Ontology annotation, molecular function: L-tryptophan 2,3-dioxygenase activity; metal ion binding; heme binding. Lineage: Eukaryota; Metazoa; Arthropoda; Insecta; Hymenoptera; Halictidae. The record is from RefSeq and is a predicted model, not a curated record.